AUGGGAGCACGGCAGAGUUGUACCAAGGCCUGCAGCAACUGUGCCGCGGACUGCACGCGGCCGGGGCAAGGCUAUGGCGAUGACUUCGACGACGAUCGGCCUGGUGGUGACCCCGCAGGAGCCACUUUCGAGGAGACCUUGGAGGACCUGAACAGUUUGGAUCGGCACUUGAUGCUGUUUUGCGCCUCGUCGAACCUGGCGGCGGUGCGGUGGCUGAUGCAAUUAGGCGCCAGGUGGGAUGCCUGCGAUGCAAACAGCACGACCUGCCUCCACGUCGCUUGCCGCUCGGGAACGCUGUCCAUCGUCAAGGAAAUGAUGGAGCACAGGCAGUUACUCGAGGCGGUGGACAUGGCUGGCUGGACCCCUUUGCACAUCGCGGUUCACGUCGGCCGCCGUGAGGUUGUGAUCCGGCUGCUGCAGGCGGGAGCGAAGCUGAAUCAGAGGAACAGCAAGGGUCAGGUGCCCUCCGAGCUCUGUGCAGACAAUGGGACCUACGAGGCCAUCCGCUCAUACGAGAUUCAUCAGCAGCAAGGCGCCGGUCAGGCAUGGGAUUUUCCCCUGGAUGCGCAUCAGAACGAGGACAUUGUCGGAAGCCGGCUUCAAUAUGAGCCCUUCUUCGUUCCGCGGCAACCGGUCAUCAGAUCCCAGCAGUUCAAGAAGGAGUUCCAGCGCAUAGGGACCUUGAUCUUUAACCGGCAGCCCGGCUUCGGGCUUGCCUUCCUGGUGGCCAGCGGCGUAGCUCGGGACUACCCGGUUGACAUGUCCACCUUCUUGCGCAGGAGCAAGGUCGAUAUCAAGCAGGUCGGCAACUUCCUCGGGGAGGCCUUCUCGCUCUCUCAUACGAUUCGGCUGGAGUUUUUGAAUUCGGUGGUGCUGCAGAACACGGGUGUGGUCUCUGCGCUGAUCCAGGUCUUCCAUAUGCUCCAGCUGCCCGACGACCUGCAGAAGAUCAAUCGCCUGGUGCAUGGCGUCGCGAGGAUAUGGUGGAGGCAACACGAGCGCAUGCAGCGUGAAAGCUCUGGCGCCGUGGCGCCCCGAAAGCCACCCGCCAUGGAGAAUGGCGCCCUUCAGCUCAGUCUCUCCCAGGAGCUGAAUGGCCUGGAGCUGAAACAAUACCUCUCCGGCUCGGAUGUCUUGCACCAGCUCAUGUUCUCCACCGUCAUGCUCCAUUGGUACCUCUACAGGGACGGCCCCAGUGGGCAGAAGAAGGACAUGGACUUUGACACGUGGCAGCGGCAAAACCGCGGCAUUGAGACCAACGGCACGAACGUGCCGGACCACGUGCAGCAGCAGGUCUAUGCAUUGGUGAACAAGGCUUUUAUCCCGGAGCUGGCCGUCGCCUCGGCGCAAAAGAAGCCGGAGGGGGGGCCAGACGAGGGAGGUGGCCCUGGAGAAGUUGCACCCGAAAGGCCAACGGCGCCAUUGCUUGCCCCCUUUGCAGCUGCAGAAGGGUGGGCUCAGAUCGUCGGAGGCGGCUUCCCGAAGCCCAGUGGUGCGGCGGGCGUGCAAACAGUCACGUACUCGCACGUUUCCAGCAUCUUCAGCGAGGUGACUCAAGGCACCUCAGGCCUGGUGCGCAGCCCCCUGGCUGCCAGCACCACCGACGUGAGCAAGCGCACACCUACGGGAGUCGAGGCGGUGCCUGGCACGAGGAUGGUCAAGCGCGACGACUUCGCCUGGCUGUCUGUCGUCUACACGCUCCUCUUUUUCGCUGCCCACCCUCAAACCGGAGCCCCGUACGCCUUCAUCGAGCUGCGGAAAGUCAGCAUCUCGCAGAUGGACGAAGGCAAUCAGGAGCUCACGCUGGUGGGCGUCGCAGACCCCGAGGACCCGGAUGCAGACUUCGUCGCUGGCGGUGCGGCGCCUUCCCGGCGCAGCCGACCCGGGGAGCCUGGAAGCGGGUCGGCACCGGUCGGCAUCGUCCUCCUUCUUCCGGAUGGCCGCUGGCAGGAGAUGAGCAUGCCCAAGCUUGAUCUCCGCUUCCCCUCGGCUGAGAGCCUGAAGAUGUGGUCCAAUCAGAUCAUGGCUGGAAGCCAAGGACGCACAAGCCGACCUUCUACCGGAUCGGUCUCCGCGCUGCAUCGAAUACAGGCUACGUGA
Molecule: messenger RNA, 2100 nt
Organism: Symbiodinium sp. CCMP2592
Lineage: Eukaryota; Dinophyceae; Suessiales; Symbiodiniaceae
Source: the annotation of a GenBank genome assembly